GGGGGAGCCAGGGAGUAGGACUGGAACUGUGACCACUGCCCUGCAGAGAAGACAGGACAGAGGACUCAGCCGCAACCAGCUGUGGAAACCCAGCCUGACUUGCAGUGGAGCAAAGCCACCAUUCCAUUCUUCUGCCCUAUUUCUCACUUCUGUGUGGGAUUGGGGGGCUUUCUUGGCCCGGCCCCCUGGCCAGUUUCCCUUCUGGGCAGAGCAUAAAACUCAGAAGCUGGGCCUUUGCUGCCCCCUUUCUAGGCCAUAGCUCUAGUGACUUGUUCAGGGGGGCUUAGUUCCUUCGAGAUGCCAGCAGCCCGUCGGUUCCCUGGCCUUGAGCUCUCCUUUCCUCUCCUGGCAAGACUGCGGCGACGUCUGUACACAAGGCUGGGGAGCAGCAGCAUGCAGCCAGAAGAGGGCACGGGCUGGCUGUUAGAGCUGCUGUCUGAGGUGCAGCUACAGCAGUACUUCCUUCGGCUUCGAGAUGACCUUAAUGUUACCCGCCUGUCCCACUUUGAGUAUGUCAAGAACGAGGAUCUGGAAAAGAUUGGCAUGGGCCGGCCUGGCCAGAGGCGGCUGUGGGAGGCUGUGAAGAGGAGGAAGGCCAUGUGCAAACGCAAGUCCUGGAUGAGCAAGGUGUUCAGUGGAAAGCGGCUGGAGGCUGAGUUCCCUCCUCAUCACUCUCAGAGCACCUUCCGGAAGCCCUCACCCACCCCAGGGGGAUUGGCAGGGGAGGGGACCCUGCAGAGCCUCACCUGCCUCAUCGGAGAGAAGGAUCUGCGCCUCCUGGAGAAGCUGGGAGAUGGCUCCUUUGGUGUGGUGCGCAGGGGCGAGUGGGAUGCCCCAGCAGGGAAGACGGUGAGUGUGGCUGUGAAGUGCCUGAAGCCUGAUGUGCUGAGCCAGCCAGAGGCCAUGGAUGACUUCAUCCGCGAGGUCAAUGCCAUGCAUUCACUUGACCAUCGAAACCUUAUUCGCUUGUAUGGUGUGGUGCUCACACCACCCAUGAAGAUGGUGACAGAACUGGCACCCCUGGGAUCAUUGUUGGACCGGCUACGUAAACACCAAGGUCACUUCCUCCUGGGGACUCUGAGCCGCUAUGCUGUGCAGGUGGCUGAGGGCAUGGGUUACCUGGAAUCUAAGCGCUUUAUUCACCGUGACCUUGCUGCUAGAAAUCUGCUGUUGGCUACCCGGGACCUGGUCAAGAUCGGGGACUUUGGACUGAUGCGAGCUCUACCCCAGAAUGAUGACCACUAUGUCAUGCAGGAACAUCGCAAGGUGCCCUUUGCCUGGUGUGCCCCUGAGAGCCUGAAGACACGGACCUUCUCCCAUGCUAGUGACACCUGGAUGUUUGGGGUCACAUUGUGGGAGAUGUUCACCUAUGGCCAGGAGCCCUGGAUUGGCCUCAAUGGCAGCCAGAUUCUACAUAAGAUUGACAAGGAGGGGGAACGCCUGCCGCGACCAGAGGACUGCCCCCAGGACAUCUACAAUGUCAUGGUCCAGUGCUGGGCCCACAAGCCAGAGGACAGACCUACGUUUGUGGCCCUGCGGGACUUCCUGGUGGAGGCGCAGCCCACUGACAUGCGGGCCCUUCAGGACUUUGAGGAGCCAGACAAGCUGCAUAUCCAGAUGAAUGAUGUCAUCACUGUCAUCGAGGGAAGGGCUGAGAACUACUGGUGGCGUGGUCAGAACACCCGGACGCUGUGUGUAGGGCCCUUCCCUCGCAAUGUGGUGACCUCUGUGGCUGGCCUGUCAGCCCAGGACAUCAGUCAGCCUCUACAGAAUAGCUUCAUCCACACGGGGCAUGGCGACAGUGACCCUCGCCACUGCUGGGGCUUCCCUGACAGGAUUGACGAACUGUAUUUGGGAAACCCCAUGGACCCUCCUGAUCUGCUUAGUGUGGAGCUGAGCACCUCCCGACCCACCCCGCAUCUAGGAAGGGUCAAAAGGGAGCCUCCACCUCGCCCACCUCAGCCUGCCAUCUUCACUCAGAAGCCAACCUAUGACCCUGUGAGUGAGGACCAAGACCUGUUGUCCAGUGACUUCAAGAGGCUGGGCUUGAGGAAGCCAGGCCUGCCCCGGGGGCUGUGGCUAGCAAAGCCUUCAGCCCGAGUACCAGGCACCAAGGCAGGCCGAGGCAGUGGGACUGAGGUCACACUCAUCGACUUCGGUGAAGAGACUGUGGUCCCAGCCCCACGGCCCUGUGCACCUUCCCUGGCACAGCUGGCCAUGGAUGCCUGCUCCUUGCUGGAUAAGACACCACCACAGAGCCCUACAAGGGCACUGCCACGACCCUUGCAUCCCACACCUGUGGUAGACUGGGAUGCACGCCCGCUGCCUCCACCCCCUGCCUAUGAUGAUGUGGCUCAAGAUGAGGAUGACUUUGAGGUCUGCUCUAUCAACAGCACCCUAGUGGGUGCAGAGCUCCCUCCUGGGCCCAGCCAGGGCGAGACCAAUUAUGCCUUUGUGCCUGAGCAGGCAAGGCUACCCCCUGCUCUGGAGGACAACCUGUUCCUCCCACCCCAGGGUCGGGGCAAGCCACCCAGCUCAGCCCAGACUGCAGAGAUCUUCCAGGCACUGCAGCAGGAAUGCAUGCGACAACUGCAGGUCCCCUCUGGUCCCAUGGCUCCCUCCCCCAGCCCUGGGGGUGAUGACAAGCCCCAGGUACCACCCCGGGUACCUAUCCCUCCUCGGCCCACACGCCCAAGGGUUGAGCUAUCUCCAGCCCCCUCAGGUGAGGGAGAGACAGGUCAAUGGCCUGGACCUGCCUCUCCUCCCCGGGUGCCUCCCCGGGAACCCUUGUCCCCUCAAGGUUCAAGGACCCCAAGCCCCCUAGUGCUACCUGGCAGCUCUCCAGUACCACACCGGCUCUCCAGCUCACCUGGAAAGACCAUGCCCACCACACAGAGCUUUGCCUCAGACCCUAAGUACGCCACGCCCCAGGUGAUCCAGGCUCCUGGCCCACGGGCUGGCCCCUGCAUAUUGCCCAUUGUCCGAGAUGGCAAGAAAGUCAGCAGCACCCACUACUACCUGCUGCCUGAGUGCCCUCCUUACCUAGAGCGCUACCAGCACUUCCUGCGGGAGGCCCAGAGCCCUGAAGAGCCAGCCCCCCUGCCCAUGCCCCUGCUAUUGCCCCCACCCAGCACCCCAGCCCCAGCUGCCCCCACUGCCACUGUUCGACCUAUGCCUCAGGCUGCCCCAGACCCAAAGGCCAACUUCUCCACCAACAACAGCAACCUGGGGGCCUGGCCACCAGCCCUGAGGGCCACUGCUCAGCUGCCACAGAGGGGCUGCUCUGGGGAUGGGCCAGAGGCUGCACGGCCAGCAGACAAGAUCCAGAUGCUGCAGGCCAUGGUGCAUGGGGUGACCACAGAGGAAUGCCAGGCGGCCCUGCAGAGCCACAGCUGGAGCGUGCAGAGGGCUGCCCAGUAUCUGAAGGUCGAGCAACUCUUUGGACUGGGUUUGCGGCCACGGGUGGAGUGCCACAAAGUACUAGAGAUGUUCGACUGGAACCUGGAGCAAGCAGGUUGCCACCUUCUGGGCUCCUGUGGCCCUGCCCACCAUAAACGCUGAGAGGUAUCUGGAGAGCAAGGGUCUGCCCAGAAGGAAUCACUUGAACCUGUCUGUGGGACAGGCGUGGGAAGAUGCCCCCACUCAGGCCUGGAGAACUUGCUACUACCUGCUGUUCCCAGUGGAUGGAAUAAAACCAAGGCAGCAAGAGGCUAAGAGCCCCACCUUGCCCAUCUCACCUACCCAGCGCUGUUCCUGCACACCUUGGUUCAGCCCUCAGUAUCCCAGCCAAGAGGUGGGAAGGAGCCUUGUGAAGGCAGGCUGGUGAGCUGCUUCAGCAGGCCCUGUGUGUGACCUGCCUCUCGCUUCUGACAGAGGCUGGGCUUGUGGCUGGAGUGUGACCCAAGGCCCUGGCCUUAAGGACUAGACUGAAAGGAAGCCUGGCUUACUUAGGCAGGGAGGAUGUGUUGACCACACAGGUGGGCCAGCAUCCAGUGGGCCCUUGUCAGGGCUGGGCCCUUUUCUAGGAAGCCUCUGCAGGCAUUGGCAUGUUGGACAGAAUGUGACUCAACAUGGACAUGUGGCUCUGCUGGUCCUAGGAUGUUGUACCUAGAAGUAGUCUGAAGUGGCUCAGGAAGCAGAGAAAGGGUACCAGACUAUUUUCUGGCAUGGACCAGGGCCCAAGGCCCCAGGAUUGGAAGGAGAUACCUAAGGGGGCACCAGUGUGCUUUCCUAUUAGACCCCAACUCUUCCCCUGUGCUGUUCCAUUGUUCCCACCAGCCUCUUUGGCCAAAGUUGCUGCCCCAGCUAUGGGUAUAUGUUUCUUCCAGAAAAAUAAAGUUAGUUUCUAUUUUAUGU
Messenger RNA from Nannospalax galili (Upper Galilee mountains blind mole rat), 4356 nucleotides. It is a transcript of the gene Tnk2, whose product is annotated as tyrosine kinase non receptor 2. Gene Ontology annotation, biological process: regulation of keratinocyte differentiation; signal transduction; protein phosphorylation. The record is from RefSeq and is a predicted model, not a curated record. Lineage: Eukaryota; Metazoa; Chordata; Mammalia; Rodentia; Spalacidae. The transcript is spliced from 16 exons. Gene Ontology annotation, cellular component: extrinsic component of cytoplasmic side of plasma membrane. Bases 298 to 3561 code for a protein of 1087 amino acids. Gene Ontology annotation, molecular function: ATP binding; protein tyrosine kinase activity; protein binding.